CCGUGCAGACCAGCUGAAGUGGUACCUAUUGAUGACACCACUAUGUCAGACAUUCGAGUGAGCAAGAAUAUCCGCCAUCCAGACAAUGUUUCAAAGGACGAGGCGACAAGCGACGAGGAAAAUGAAGACAUCCGAAACGUGACAGAAAUGUAUGUUGCGUUGACGUCAGAAGGACAAUCUUCUUCACCUGUCCGCACUCGUGACUUCAAGGAAGAAGAGGUUUCUGUGUCGAGAAGUGUUACGCCCUCGACAUCCACACCAUCCGUACAUGUUGAGGAUGGACGUGAUCCCUCGGGCAUCACACGUGUUGCUUUAUUCGCCGAUGUGUUCAACGAAGUUGAGGCAGCUGAAUCCCUGCCGACACCCGUUGUACACCAAGACGAACGCCAAAGGAUCGUUACUCACGAUAGCAUGUCUGAACAGUUUUCCAACACAAAGGAGGCAGUGGAUAGAGUUUCGAGCAGUGCCUCAAAAGCUGACGAACAUAGUUAUUUCCCAUCGGAAUUAGAGAUUGUCCUCAAGGACCUCGGCAUCCUGUCACAACCUAUGGAUUGGCGAGAUCGAGCAUUUGGAACAGUGAUAACAAAUGAGCUGAAGGAUGCCCAGCAAUGUUGUAUGUUCCCACAGCCCCACAAGCAGAAAGUUCAGAAAGGGGAGAAAGCGCAGGUCAUGAUCUCGAAGCCAUCGGCUUCAAGAUGUGGGGGUACAGAGAAGACCAGCGACAACCCUGUCGACGACGGUCCCUCCCCUGCUUUCAGUGGGAGUGUUGCAGCAAGGAUCGCGAUGUUCGCGCGUGGCACCCAACAUCCUCGCAAUUACGAUGACAUCCAUAAUGCGGCUCAUGUUCGAAAGUUCAACCUUCCGGAGCUCCUUGACAGUCACAGAGCAUCGAAAGACGAAAGGACACAGAGGGAAGUCGAAGCUUUGCGAACGAUGAACAGGGUUGGGACUGGAAGUCUUGCCCUCACGAGGACACGCACGUUUGGCGGUAACGGUCCCGCAAAUAUACAGAUCGAUAGAGAGGAGGCGGGGGAGGCGGGGAUUUCGCUGUACUGCUUGAGCCUUUUGAAAAAGUAUCAUGAAAGGAACGACUGAGGCUUGAUCCUCAAGGUUUUAUAGCUGAUUCGUAGAAUACCUGGCAUGAUUUCUAUUGGGAAGUUUGGGAUAUUGUACCUUCUGCAGCUCGCGCGUGGGUGAAGAAAAUAGGUAUACAUGC
Somion occarium is the source of this 1216-nucleotide messenger RNA. NCBI's taxonomy places the organism in Eukaryota, Fungi, Basidiomycota, Agaricomycetes, Polyporales, Cerrenaceae. The record is from the annotation of a GenBank genome assembly.